AUGAUGGGAUCAAAGAAAAUAUCAAAUCUGAGUGGUGCCAGCACAUCGCAAAGCUACCAAAGAAGAAUAUCACUAGCAGAAAGUGAAAAUAACAUGGACAUGAAAGAAAUAUUGGCAGCAAUGGAAAGAAUGGAGAACAAUCUAGGAGAAAAAAUAACAGCUCUGGAAGGAAAUAUAAGAAUGCUUGACGAGAAGAUGGAAAGUAUGGGGGCGAAAAUAGAAAAGAAUUCCAAAGUGAUAAUGGACCUCUCAACCCAUGUGAACCAACUGACAGUGAAACACCAAAAUUUAGAUCAAACAGUCCAGGAGACCAAAAUAAAAGUACAGAAGCAGGACGAAAGUAUGAAAAAGAGCUUGCAAGAACAAAGAGAAAUGAAAAGACACCAAGAAAAAAUUAAAGAAGAAAUAGAUGAACUGAGGAAGAUACAGGAAGACACUUGGGAUUCCUUGGCCAUCUUACAGAUGAAACAAAAAGAAAUGAUUCUUUGCAUACGCGGUGUCAAGGAAAAUCAAGAUGAAGACAUAUUGACAAAAUUGACAAAGGCAAUAGCAGAAUGGCUGGGGGUUCAAGAACAAGAGAUGAUAUUGGACAUUGAAAAAAAUAUUUAG
Podarcis lilfordi (Lilford's wall lizard) is the source of this 609-nucleotide messenger RNA. NCBI's taxonomy places the organism in Eukaryota, Metazoa, Chordata, Lepidosauria, Squamata, Lacertidae. The record is from the annotation of a GenBank genome assembly.